GGCACAUUCCGACAGCCCGGACUGGCGUCCCAGUAGGAUCACCCGGGCCGUGUCUGCGAUGUCCCAGGAGACAAGGUUCCAGACUUUUGUCUUUGUGGACCUGGAGGGGACGGGCCUGGAUCGGCCGCGGCUGACGGAGCUGUGCCUGACCGCGGUGCACCGCUAUUCCCUGGAGAACCCUCCCCAUCCUGCAGGGGGCGCCCCCGCGCUGCCCCGGGUCCUGGACAAGCUGUGCCUGUGUGCCUACCCCAACAAGCCGGUCUGCCCCCGCGCGGCCCGGCUCAGCGGGCUGAGCAACGAGAACCUGACGGAGAACGGGAAGCCGGGCUUCGACGGGGCGGCGGUCACCCUGAUCCGGGCCUUCCUGCAGAGGCAGGCUCCGCCCGUGUGCCUGGUGGCGCACUGCGGCUCCCGCUACGACUUCCCCCUCCUGCGGACCGAGCUGUGGCGCCUGGGCUCGGACCUGCCCGGCGGGCUCCACUGCGCCGACACCCACCUGGCGCUCCGGGAGCUCUUGGGCGCCCCCUGCAGGCCGGCGCCCUGCGGCUUCAGCCUGCCCGAGCUGUACCGCAGGUUUUACAGCCGCUAUCCCGCCGCGUCGCACACCGCGGAGGCCGACGCCCUCGCCCUGCUCUCCGUCUUCCUGGCCAAGGCGCCCGAGCUGCUGAGCUGGGCGGAUCUCAAUGCCCGCCCCUGGGACGAGGUCCAGCCCGCCUUCCAGCCGCCCGCGAAGAUUCCCAGGAGGGAGGUGGAGGAGAGAGAGGGCUGCGCGAGUCCGGCCCCCCCUGAAUAGAAACGGUGUUUGCUGGGAGUGGGACCGCGACGCGCGCACGCACACCACUUUGGUGCAGGAGCGCGAUUCUGCUCACCUGACCGCUCUGUGUUCGGGAAUGACGAGCGCUGUGGAGCGCUGGGAGCUUCCCAGGGCUUUGUUGACCUUUUUAGAAAUCUGUGCUUGGAGAUCGAUGGAGAUCUCGCAGCAGACGUGUCUUUUACAGCAGUUUCAAGAGAUGGAAUUCAGCUGUCAUGCAAAGCAAGCCACUUCCCCAGCUCCUGUACACCUCAGGGUCCAGAUCGUGAAGCUCAGGGGACUGUGUGUUUUAUUUGAUUAAAGGGAGGAAAUCCUAAAGCACAAAAAACAAAGGGAAAAUGUCAAAGUCCAUUUAGGGACUCUUAAAUUAGCAUUAUGUGUGAUCUCAUCCUACAGUUUUUUUAAUUAUGAAAUUUAUAUCCCUUCGGCGCCUAUACAAUGUGCAAGUGCUAUACUGGUACAAUAUUGUGUUGUAAUAUUUCUAUUUUGAAUGUGUACUCUUCAACGAAUGAUUUUAAGACUCCUGUGCUUUUAUGUUCUAAGAUUUUGCAGGAUUUAGUUUCAUAUUGUAAGAACUAAAACUGUAAACAUGAGACAAGAACCCUCCCAGUCCUGCCAGGCUUCUCAUUUUCUGAUCUAAUGUUUCUAAAAUACAAUAAUUUAUUUUA
Lepisosteus oculatus (spotted gar) is the source of this 1479-nucleotide messenger RNA. Its product is annotated as three prime repair exonuclease 2-like. Gene Ontology annotation, biological process: DNA catabolic process. Gene Ontology annotation, molecular function: 3'-5'-DNA exonuclease activity; nucleic acid binding. Gene Ontology annotation, cellular component: cytoplasm. The record is from RefSeq and is a predicted model, not a curated record. Lineage: Eukaryota; Metazoa; Chordata; Actinopteri; Semionotiformes; Lepisosteidae.